AUAAAGGAUCGGGAAGGAGACGGCCGCCCCCGCGCCAAGGGACGGCACGGCACGGCACGGCACGGCACGGCACGGCACGGCACGGCACGGCACGGCGCGGCGGCUCUGCGGACCGGCACCAUGGCAGCACCGGAGAAGGAGGGGGAAGCGCAGAGGCUGCGGUUCGGACAGUGGCUGCUGGACGCCAUCAACAGCGGGAGCUACCGGGGGCUGCGCUGGAUGGACGCUGCCCACACCACCUUCCGCGUCCCCUGGAAGCACAACGCCAGGAAGGACAUCACCAGCACUGACCUGGAGGUCUUCAAGGCCUGGGCAAAGGUCAGUGGGCGGUACGAGGAAGGCUCCGAGGAUCCAGCCAAGUGGAAGACCAACUUCCGCUGUGCCCUGAGCAGCACCCACUUGUUCAAGCUGGAACAGGACCAUUCCAAGCGUGGUGAUGACCCCCACAAGGUUUUCUCCAUUGUCUCAGCCACCCUCCAGGACAGCAAGGAGGGACAUUCCUGCAUCCCCAACCCUGUGGUGGACCAGCAGGCAGCACAACAGCAGCUGCAGCCGGAGAUCCACCCCCAAGACAUGGCCUCAGCCAUUGCUGUCCCAGGAAACACCGACCCCACAGAGCUUCUGGAGCAGCUGCUGCAGCAGUGUGACAUCUCUCCCAGCGACCUUGACUCGCUGGCCCCAUCCUGGGUGCCUGCAGGUGGUUUCCCUGCCAGAGACACUCCCCACCAGGACAUCGUACAACAGCCUCACCAGGACACCCUGCUCCAGCCUCACCAGGACACCCUGCUCCAGCCUUACUCAGACACCAGCCAAAACAGCUGCUUCCCUCCCACAUUUCCACAAUGGGUGCCCUCGGUGGAGCAGCCCACCUUGGGCACCUACCAACCAAUCGGCCUCAUGCCACCAGAGGAGACAGGGGCCAUGCCACCGCCGUGCCAGCUGACGGAGGGCACGGUCCCCAUGCAGUAUGUGCCGGGUCGGACGUUGUUCGUGCCCGCCGCCAGCCCCGUGCCACAGCCACGGCUGCUGCUGGAUCACACAGAUGGCAUUGUCUCCAUCCUGGAUGUCACCAUCUACUACCGGGGGAAGGAGUUCCACCACGAGGUGGUUGGGGGCAGCCACUGCCUGCUGACGUACCAGCGCCCCAGCCUGCCGGGGGCCCCGUGCCCCGGGCACGUGGUGAGCUUCCCCAGCCCCGCCAGCCUGGCCGACGGCAAGCAGCGGCGCAUCACCGAGGAUCUGCUGGGCAUCGCGAGGCUGCGGCUGGAGCAACGCGCCUACAAGGUCUUUGCCACCCGCCAGGAGAAGUGCAAGGUGUUCUGGGCCUUGUCCCAGCAGCUCGAGGGGGUUGAGGAGCCCCCAUCCAACCUGCUCUGCCGAGACCAGGAAACACCCAUCUUUGACUUCCAUGAGUUUUGCACAGAGCUGAGGGACUUCCGCAACGGCCAAAGGCGGCGAUCUCCCGACUUCACCAUCUAUCUCUGCUUUGGGCAGGCCUUCUCCAAGGCCAAGCCUAAGGAGUCCAAGCUCAUCUUGGUGAAGCUGGUGCCCAAGUUCUGUGAGUACUACUACGAGCAGGUGCUGCAGGAGGGAGCCUCCUCCCUGGACAGCCGCACCAUCAGCCUGCAGCUCUCCAACUCCUUCGACCUCAUGGAGCUCAUUGAGCAGUACAACAUGCAGCUGGGCUGAGCCCACCUGCCCCGCUCCCCAUGGCCCUGGCACAGGCAGCAGCACCAGUGGGCAUCCAGGCUCUGCAAACCAGCACCCCCCAACCCAAGGACAACUUCAGUGACCAGUCCUGGAGCUCACACAUUGCUUUUCCUCUCUGUCAGCUUCUAGUGUUGUGUUUUUGUGGAGGGUGGUAAUUUACAGAUUUAUUUUCUUAACUUUUUCAAGCUAAAAUACAUAUAUAUAUGGGAUCGUAGUUCUCUCUUGCCUGGAGAUGUGCCUCUUCUAUCAGUCUGAAAUCUUCACCACCCCUUUCUACCCCCAAAACCACGGGGGUCCAUGCCCAGCCUUGUCUCAGCAAAGUCCCUGCUGGCAGGGGUGGGCUGGUAUCAGAGAGCUUUAUUAGCACCUUCUUCUCCUUAAAUUUGAGUGGAUGAGGUGACUUCCCAGUGUGAAGGGAUACAUUUAUCCAUGCAUUUAUUUCCAUGCAUUAAGGCUGCAAACAUGACUCGCAAGCAGAAUGUGUUGAGGACAGCUUGGCUUGGGCUAAACAAAAGUAAUUCUUCAUUGAGCACUGCCCAGAGUUACUCACUGGAGAUGUUCUGGAAAAAUAAGGCAGUAAGUACAACACGAAACACCCAGACCACCAGCUCAGAGGUGCAGAGGGGGGUGGUAUCUCAGGGAGGAGUGUGGAGACCAGAGGGCUGACUGAAGAUGGGGUGUGCCCUCCCCAGGCUGCAAGCAACUGCACCCCCUCCUUUCAGGAGCCUGACCAUCACUGUUGGUCCCUGGGCAAGGGGAGGAAGCAGUGUCCUUACCUGCCGAGUGACCUGGAUGCUGCUGGGCCCAAAGGUGGUGGUCCCGUAGCUUGUCACGUAAUAGUGAGCAGAGGGCUGUGCUGGGGGCUCCUCCAGUGGCCUGGGUACUGUGGGAAUGGGACACCCUUAACCCCUCUGCUCCAUGAAACCCUCAGCCCUCCUUCCUCUGAGCACAGCUGUGGCACAGACUCGGGACACCGGGCUCACCUUUGGGCAGGAGCAGCUCUGCACCAAAACAAUGCCCACACGUCCCGCAAGUUUUAACGUCUUCCUUUGUCCUGUGGAGGAAAAAGCCCAGGAAAGAAGGAGCAGGAGCUGCUCUCAGCGCUCCCCAUGGAAUAUGAUGCCGAGGCCAUGGAAGAGGCUUGCUCUUCCCACCCUGACCUGAGGGGCAGCUGUUGGUGGACAGCCGCUGCCCUCCCAGGUGCCUGAGCACCUUCAGCUCUUCAUGAAACAGGGACAUGUGGGCACAUGUCCAGAGUGAACAUUCUGUGCCUGAGCCCCAGAGUCUCAGCUUCUUCACUUUUCCCUCCAUGCUCCAGUUUCCCACACCAGUAAGUGUUAACACCACUUGGGACAAGAGCUGCUAUGGUUGGGAGAAGGGCACCGUAGUGCCUGGUGAGUUUCACAACUGAUUUCACAUGGCUUUUAAAAGCUAACCAGCUGCACCAGCAUUGCAGUAGUGGCCACCCAGGUCCCACCCUCACUUGGAGGGCACAGUGUACGUACGUGGCACCUGUGCCAUCCAUGUCUGGCCAGAGGAACUCUGCGGGACAGCCGGACGUUCGGCAGGGAGCCUUCACACACACAUGCAGCCCCGGCCACUCCUCAGCGAGCUUCUGGAUGAUGAGCACAACUGCCACAAGGAAGUCCCAGGCAAACUGGAACCCUUCCAGGCAAAAGGAGAAUGUCUCUUUCUUACAGCCUCCAGCCACAGCAGCCCAGGAGAUUCUGUUGUGACCCACACAUAAUUUCCAGCCCACAGCCUCAGCUGUCAGACCAGCUCCAUCCCCAGUUAACCAAACUUCCAUACGGAAUUUAAUGGUAUGUUGGAAGAGCUCCCCAAUUUGGGUGGCCCUUUUACUUAUCAGUGGAAGACCCAGCCUUAGACUGUUCUCUGCUGGAGCCUUCUGGGGAAGGACGACCCAUUUGCUUCAUGACGAGAAUGAAAACUUGGCUUUCCACUUUCAUGUGAUACCUCUAGAGGAGUCCUGACCAGAAUUCGAUGGAGAAAGGGAAAACCUUUAAGUGGACUGCUGGUGGACCCAGGCCAGACUAGGACAUGUGGCAAAGGCUUCCUGGGACACUUCCCAUAGGGCUGGAAGUGGCAGGAGCAGAGCUAAGGCAAGACAUGGGGUUGGGAGUAAUGAAAUAUGGAUCAGGGAUCUUACCUGUCCUUUCUGAUGGCUUUCUGCUGCGGAGCUCCAGGUAGCUGUAGGCCCUCUGGUUAUUCUCUUUGAUCAGCAGGGGUUUGCCAUUGCAUACAAGCAGGCAGGUCACCUUGGCCACCCAGUGCGUGGAAUAGAAGGAGCAAGCUUUCACCAGCAACCUGCAAGGAGAUUGUCCAUGGCUUUCAUCACUUUUCUCCUAGCUUAUCCCUAAUGCUGGAGAAACUGGAUGGACUUGAAAAUAUGAACCAAGUUGCAGUAAGAACAGACACAAAAUGAGGACCUUCCCCUGCUGAAAGCUCAAGUAGCAGGAGCAGCCUCUUAAACCAAGAGAUCUUUCCAGAGUUGGCCAUUUUGUCCUGGUUUUGUCUGGGAUGGAGUUAAUUUUCUUCCUAGUAGCUGGUACAAUGCUGUGCUUUGGAUUUAGGAUGCGAAUGAUGUGGAUAACACAUCACUGAUGUGUUAAUUGCUGCUGAGCAGGGCUUACCUCAAGUCAAGGAUUUUUCAGGUUCUUAGGCUGCCCUGCCAGUGAGGGGAAUGGGAAGGGACAGCUGACCCCAAAUGACCAAAGUGUUAUCCCAUACACAGUAGCAUCAUGCUCAGCACAUAAACCUUGGGGACCAUUGCUUGGGAACAGGCUGGGCAUGAGUUGGUUAGUGCUGAGCAAUUGGUUUUUAUUUGUAUCACCUGUUCUUCGGUUGUAUUUCUCUCUUUGCUGAUUUCCUUUUCAUUACAAUAUUAUUAUUGCUAUUACUGUUAUUAUUAUAAUUUAUUUCAACUAUUAAACUGUCCUUAUCUCAACCCA
Molecule: messenger RNA, 4679 nt
Organism: Lonchura striata (white-rumped munia)
Lineage: Eukaryota; Metazoa; Chordata; Aves; Passeriformes; Estrildidae
Gene: IRF7
Product: interferon regulatory factor 7
Biological process (GO): immune system process; regulation of transcription by RNA polymerase II
Cellular component (GO): nucleus
Molecular function (GO): RNA polymerase II cis-regulatory region sequence-specific DNA binding; DNA-binding transcription factor activity, RNA polymerase II-specific; protein binding
Source: RefSeq, a predicted model, not a curated record